AUGGGCUUCAGGGGUUCCAAGGCAGUUGCUCUUUUCAUUCUCUUUAACAUCAUAUGUUUGUCUCUUGUUUCCUCUAACAAGGUUCCAUGCCCUCCUACAAGUCCUUCCUCACCUGCCUCUGUCCCAAAGAAGCAAGACAAAUGCCCUAGAGAUACCCUUAAGUUUGGUGUUUGUGGCAGUUGGUUAGGGUUGGUGACCGAGGUUAUUGGGACUAAACCUAGCAAGGAAUGCUGUACCCUAAUCAAGGGUCUUGCAGAUCUUGAAGCUGCAUUGUGUCUCUGCACUGCUAUUAAGGCCAAUGUCUUGGGAAUUGUCAAGCCCGAAGUGCCUGUUGCUCUUAGUUUGCUUGUUAGUGCAUGUGGAGGAAAGGUGCCACAAGGUUUUGUCUGUGCUUAA
Messenger RNA from Prunus armeniaca (apricot), 396 nucleotides. The record is from the annotation of a GenBank genome assembly. Lineage: Eukaryota; Viridiplantae; Streptophyta; Magnoliopsida; Rosales; Rosaceae.